AUGCCGCGGUAUGAGCUGUGUUUGAUCCUGAAGGCGAUGCAGAGGCCGGAGAUUGCGGCUGUCCUGCGGCGCACGGUGGAGACUCUGUUCGAGCGGGGCGCGAUCGUGAGAGGUCUGGAGAACCUCGGUGAACGGAGGCUGCCCUACAAGAUCUCCAAACAUGACUGUCGACACUCACAGGGUGGAUACUUCUCCAUUGACUUUCACUCUUCGCCCAAUAUCAUUAGCGGCCUGUUAGAGUACCUUGAACGGGACAUUGACGUUUUGCGGCCGACAGUUCUUAAGAAAGACAUUGAGAUUUCCAAAACACAGUGCUGUGGCUCAUCUCCAGAGAAAACCAAGCAAGCCUCAUUGCAUUAA
Molecule: messenger RNA, 360 nt
Organism: Triplophysa rosa
Lineage: Eukaryota; Metazoa; Chordata; Actinopteri; Cypriniformes; Nemacheilidae
Gene: mrps6
Product: mitochondrial ribosomal protein S6
Exons: 1
Coding region: 1-360 (119 amino acids)
Biological process (GO): translation
Cellular component (GO): mitochondrial small ribosomal subunit; ribosome
Molecular function (GO): small ribosomal subunit rRNA binding; structural constituent of ribosome
Source: RefSeq, a predicted model, not a curated record